Artibeus jamaicensis (Jamaican fruit-eating bat) is the source of this 3515-nucleotide messenger RNA. It is a transcript of the gene WDR76, whose product is annotated as WD repeat domain 76. Gene Ontology annotation, biological process: regulation of DNA damage checkpoint. The record is from RefSeq and is a predicted model, not a curated record. The transcript has 13 exons. Bases 230 to 2125 code for a protein of 631 amino acids. Gene Ontology annotation, molecular function: DNA binding; protein binding. Gene Ontology annotation, cellular component: nucleus. Lineage: Eukaryota; Metazoa; Chordata; Mammalia; Chiroptera; Phyllostomidae.
CCAAAACAAACCAUGUCCGUACCGUCCCAUUACAGACUUAAGGAAUUUGAGUUUGGGGUGAGACUGGUAAGCUAGCUUCUUUAGGAGAAGGCAGUAGUCCGCCCGCGCCCCUCCCCUCCCGGCAGUCAGCUGGGAUCUGAGCGCGCCCGAGCCGCCCGCCUCCUCCUUCCGAGGCCCCGCCUCCUGCCCAAUAUUGGCGGGAAGGCACCAGCUGCUACGCGGUAGAAAGAUGUCCGGGUUGUACGCGGCGGCUGAGGAGAAGGCUGGCUCCAGAGAGCUACUCCAAGAGAAGGCGAAUGAAUAUAAAGAAAACCAGAAGAUCUCUGAUGUAUCUCUGAGACCGUUACAGGCUACAGUUUUAGAAAAAACACCUAAGGUGUGUCUUGUUCCGUUUUCACUCAGUGAUUACAAGCCGGGCGAAUUUAAGCUCCCCAAAUCCCUAUUAAAUAAGAACUCUAACGAUGAAUUGGCGUGUAAGAAAUAUAAGAAAAUUGAAAUAAAGAAAACUUUCACAACGAUUUUAAUUCCAAAGACGAAAGCCACCGCAUCUUCUAAGGCAGAAUCCACUCUGCAAAAAUCACGCUUAGGUGUUCGUGUGGAAAAUAGCGAAGGAGAACACGUGAGUGCUUUGGAUACAGUGAUCCUCGGUGUUGAUAUGGAAAGCAGUCCUGAUGGAGACAGUGAAGAAGACACCACAUUAGGCCUGGAUGAUUUUUCAGGAUUGUCACCAUAUGAGAGGAAGAGACUGAAGAACAUAUCAGAAAAUGCGAAUUUUUUUGCUUCACUUCAGUUAUCUGAGUCAGCUGCAAGACUCCGUGAAAUGAUAACGAAGAGACAGCCUCCUGAAUCCAAAAGAAAGAAGCCUAAGAAGAGAGAAAAUGGGACUGGAUGUAGAAGAUCAAUGCGAUUACAAAAUGUAGAUCCUUCAGGAGUUUCAUUACCAGAAAUUGCAACCCAGCCAACAGUAGUAGAAGAUGAAAAUCCUUUGUUACCUCCUGGGCCUUUAGAAAUGACUCCUGAAAAUCGAGAUGAUAACAGUGAACUAUUUAAAGGAUUUCUACAGACCUGGGCAGAAGCUAGCAAGACAAGUAGUAGUAAGAACACUGAGAAGAAAUUGUCUAGCAUUAAAAGCUACAAAACCAGUUUAGGUGGCAUGGUCAUUAGCGGAGAUACUGUUUGUAAAGUUACCAAAGGUUCAGUACUGUCUAUGGCUGUUCAUCCAUCAGAAAUUAGAACUUUGGUGGCAGUUGGAGCCAAAUAUGGGCAAGUUGGACUUUGGGAUGUGACUCACCAGCCUAAAGAAGAUGGAGUUUAUGUUUUUCAGCCCCAUAGUCAGCCGGUGAGCUGUCUUUACUUCUCACCUGCCAAUCCGGCUCACAUACUUUCACUGAGCUAUGAUGGCACACUACGCUGUGGGGAUUUUUCCAAGGCUGUUUUUGAAGAGGUAUACAGAAACGAAAGAAGUACCUUUUCCUCCUUUGACUUCUUGGCAGAGGAUGCCUCCUCUUUAAUAGUAGGACACUGGGAUGGAAGCAUGUCGUUGGUGGACAGACGGACACCUGGAACUUCUUAUGAGAAGCUUGUCAGUUCUUCUAUGAGAAAAAUAAGAACUGUUCAUGUCCACCCAGUGCAUAGACAGUAUUUCAUAACUGCAGGAUUGAGCGAUGUUCAUCUUUAUGAUGCUAGGCGCCUGAAUCCCAAGGGAAGCCAGCCUUUGAUUUCUUUGACUGAACACUCAAAGAGCAUUGCUUCUGCUUAUUUUUCACCUUUUACUGGUAACAGAGUAGUGACCACAUGUGCUGAUUGUAAGCUGAGAAUCUUUGACAGCAGCUGUAUAUCCUCUCAGAUUCCUCUCCUCACCACCAUCGGGCAUAACACCAUUACUGGGCGAUGGCUGACCAGGUUUCAAGCUGUGUGGGACCCUAAACAAGAAGACUGUGUCAUUGUUGGCAGCAUGGCCCAUCCACGACAGGUGGACAUCUUCCAUGAGACAGGAAAGCGCGUGCAUUCUUUUCUUGAUGGAGAAUGCCUUGCCUCUGUGUGUUCCAUCAAUGCUAUGCACCCAACUCGGUAUAUUUUGGCUGGAGGUAAUUCCAGUGGGAAGAUACAUGUUUUUAUGAGUUAAGAAAUUUGCUGGGUUUUUGGUUUAGCAAUACUAAUUUGUUCAAAUUAAUUAAUGUUUAUUUAGCAAAUAUAAAUUGCUUUAUUAAUAGCUAUAAUCAGAAUUUUUUUUUUAAAUUGAGGGAGACGCCUUGGAGGUUGUUUCCACAGGAUGGGGAGGAAAUAUGAGGGAGGCUGAUGCCUUCAGCACUUUAAUCAGGCAGUAUGUUGAGAAAUUAUAAUAUCAUCAGUUAUAAAGCUUUGAAUGAUCAGAAUUAAAAACUUUUGUGGUCUAAUGAUACAGUUUUUAAAAAAUUUAUUGGAGUGACAUUGGUUAAUGAUAACCUGUAAGUUUCAGGCAUACAUCUUUAUAGUACCACAUCUGUGUACUGCACUGUGUGCUCACUGUCCAAAGUCCACCCUUCCUGUUACUGUAUAUUUGAUCCCCUUUACCCUCUUUGUUUUCCCCCAACUCCUCUUCUCUCCUAACCACUAUUCUGUUGUUUAUAUAUAUGAGGGUUUUUUUGUUUUAUAUCCCACAUAUGUGUGAAGUCAUGGUUUUUGUCCUUUUAUAUUCAACUUAUUUCAUUUAGCAUAAUACUGUCAAGAUCCAUCCAUGUUGUUACAGAUAGCAGUAUCUCAUUUUUGUAUGGCUGUGCAGUAUUCCAUGGUACUCAUGCCAUUGUACCACACCUUCUUUAUCCAGUCAUCUGUUGAGGGAUACUUAGGUUGUUUCUAUUUUUGGUCAUUGUGAAUAAUGCUGCAGUGAACAUAGGAUAUGUAUGUCCUUACAAAUAAAUCUUUUCAUUUUUUUUGGUAGAUAUCCAGAAGAGGGAUUGCUGAGUCUUAUUGUAGCUCUACUCUUAAUUUUCUGAGGCACCGCCAUACUGUUUCUCAUAGUGGCUGUGCCAAUUUACAUACCCACCACUGUGUGUAAGGUUUUCCUUUUCAUGUUUUUUCCAACACUGUUAGUUCUUGUCUUAUUGAUAAUAGCCAUUUUGGUGGGAGAUGGUAUUUCAUUGUAGUUUGGAUUUGCAUUUCCCUUAUGACUAGUAAUGUUGAGCAUCUUUUAAUAUAUGUUGGCCAUUUGUAUGUCUUCUUUAGAAAAUUGCCUAUUCAGGUUCUCCACCCAUCUUUUAAUUGGAUUGUUUAUUUUUUGAUGUUGAGUUGUAUAUUAAAUAUUAGCCCCUUAUCAGAGGUAUUGUUUGAAUAUACCUUCUGUCAUUUAGUUGGUCACCUUUUUGUUUUGUUGAUGCAGAAGUCUUUUUAGUUUGAUGUAGUCCUGUUCAUUUAUUUUUUCUUUUACUUCCCUGUCUUUGGAGUCAAGUUCACAAAAACUGUGAGACCAAUGUCUGUAAGUUUAGUGUCUAUGUUUUCUUCUAUGUAUUUUAUUGUUUCAGGUCUUAUAGUUAAGU